Messenger RNA from Fragaria vesca subsp. vesca, 2527 nucleotides. Its product is annotated as mannosyl-oligosaccharide 1,2-alpha-mannosidase MNS3-like. Gene Ontology annotation, cellular component: endosome; membrane; endoplasmic reticulum. The record is from RefSeq and is a predicted model, not a curated record. Bases 216 to 2087 code for a protein of 623 amino acids. Gene Ontology annotation, molecular function: calcium ion binding; mannosyl-oligosaccharide 1,2-alpha-mannosidase activity. Gene Ontology annotation, biological process: N-glycan processing; carbohydrate metabolic process. The transcript is spliced from 6 exons. Lineage: Eukaryota; Viridiplantae; Streptophyta; Magnoliopsida; Rosales; Rosaceae.
CCCUCCACUCCAAACGUCGCGCGAUUCCCCCAAUCCUCCUCCAACCACUUACAUCCUUCCCGCGAAUCCAACUCCGCGCCCGAACCCGAAAACCCGAACCCGAAAUCCGAAACACUUACUCGCAAAUCUCACCGGAAUCUGAGCGACGACACAUCCCGAUCCGAGCUAGAGACGACGGAGCUCCGGCUCAGCAGGCGGCGAUCGGAUCGCCAAUCAUGUCGUCCAAGUCUCUACCUUACUCCAACAAAGAUAUCCUCUACGACAACGCCAAGUUCCGCCACCGCUCCGUCUUCAAGGUGAUAAAUCAGACCUUACUUGCCAGUAAAGUAAAGCAUCAUUGUACGAGUUGUAGUACAGGAAAGUUUCUAGCGUUGCUAAUGAUAUUCGGUAUAGCGUGUCUUUUGCUGACACAUACAAGUUCCACUGGUUCUGUUUCGUAUGGUGUAGUGAAUGGUAGUAGGAAUGAUACAUAUGAGCACAAUAUAAGCGGUGGCAUUAGGUUCGGGAAUCUUUUGAGACGUGCUCCGAGGCUUCCUCCUCAACUAACGCCUGACCAAAUAGGAAGUAGUGGACCGAAUUGGGUAGAUAGGCAAGAAAAUGUGAAGAAGGCUUUUAUUCAUGCAUGGUCUGGGUAUAAAAGGUAUGCUAUGGGUUUCGAUGAGUUGAUGCCCUUGAGCAAGCAGGGAGUUGAUGGUUUAGGAGGUCUUGGUGCGACUGUUGUGGAUGCCCUUGAUACGGCCAUGAUAAUGGGUGUGGAUGAAGUUGUUUCUGAAGCAGGCUCAUGGAUCGAGAAGCACCUUUCGAGUAGGAUUAGUGAGAAAGGACAAGUUAAUUUAUUUGAAACAACAAUACGUGUUUUGGGUGGUCUAUUAAGUGCAUAUCAUCUCAGUUCUGUGAACCAAGGGACAAACUCAACACGUAAAGGACCUGAGCCUGCUGUUUAUCUAGAAACUGCUAAGAACUUGGCUGAUCGUCUGCUAUCUGGUUUUACUUCAAGUCCUACUGCUAUUCCCUUUGGUGAUGUUGUUCUUCGUGAACCUUCAGCACAUCCAGCUCCAGAUGGUCUUAGCAGUACUUCAGAAGUUUCUACCUUACAGCUUGAAUUCAACUAUCUUAGUACCGUUUCUAAUGAUCCAAAAUACACUGUAGCAGCUAUGAAGGUCUUGGAACAUAUGAAAACUCUACCAAAGGUGGAAGGGCUUGUUCCUAUAUUUAUAAACCCUAACACUGGUGAAUUUAGUGGAAACAAUAUAAGACUGGGAUCUCGUGGCGACAGCUACUAUGAGUACCUACUGAAAGUUUGGCUUCAGAAGGGACCAAAUCGAGAGAGUAAUUUAACAUAUCUCUAUGAUAUGUAUGAGGAAGCAAUGAAAGGUGUUAAGCACCGUCUUGUUAGGAAAUCAAUACCAAAUGGAUUAGUUUUCAUAGGGGAAUUGCCUUAUGGAGCUGAGGGAGAUUUUAGUCCAAAAAUGGAUCACCUGGUAUGUUUCUUGGCUGGUACUCUAGCACUUGGUGCCACCAAAGGCGUUACCAAGGAAAAGGCACUGAGAGAUAAUUUGCUAAAUUUUGAAGAUCUGGAAAAUUUGAAUCUUGCAGAAGAUCUUGCUGAAACAUGCUUUCAGAUGUAUUCAGUAACAUCUACUGGUCUUGCUCCAGAAAUUGCUUAUUUUCAUACAGAGGAAUAUUCUGAUGGACAUCUUGAUGGUGGUAACAAGAGUUCAAAAUAUUUGAAUGACAUAAUCAUCAAACGGGCUGAUCGACAUAAUCUCUUGCGUCCUGAAACUGUUGAGUCAUUGUUUGUCUUGUACCGUAUCACAGAAGAUCCUAAAUAUCGUGAAUGGGGUUGGCAGAUUUUUGAAGCAUUUGAGAAAUACACAAGGGUUGAUACUGGUGGAUAUAGUUCUUUGGAUGAUGUAACUACAAUUCCACCUCAUAAAAGAGACAAGAUGGAGACGUUUUUUUUGGGAGAGACUCUAAAGUAUCUGUACUUGCUGUUCGGAGAUAGUUCGCAUGUUCCUUUGGAUAAAUAUGUUUUUAACACUGAAGCUCAUCCUAUUCCAAUCGAAGGAGCUACCAAGAGGGUGUAACACUGUGCAGUAUACAGUAUCAUUGGAAAUCAUGUAUGGACAAUUCAUAUGAUUGCAGGCAUAAACAGUGAAGUCUAGUUGAGUUUCAGAGGCGGCUUUAGUUUUUUCUCUUGUGCCAUUCUCUGGUGAAUUGGUGAUUCAAUACGCAUUCUUCUACAUUACCGUCAAAAGUCCUAAGGAGGAGAAUUUUCCUGGACAUCACUAUACCUGUGGAGCAAGAUAUAAUGACAAAUUGUAAUAUGUAUUUCUUGCUUUUCAGCAGAUUUUGAUUAGUUAGCAGAGGGUGUUUUACCCAUUGAAAAUUUGAAAGUAUAAAGUGCUAUUAUUUGUAAGUGAUUUCUUUCUUUUCUCCUGGCUUUUGAGUUUUGAGAACCACAAUGUUGUGUUAUAGUCAAAUCAAACCUUCUGUUAAUUCUUAUUAAUGUUGCCUAAGAGUUACA